AGAUGAACCACACAUUCAGACGUAACAAUAAUCUAUAUUACCAGUAAAAGGCCGCGUAAACAACGAAGACAGAAGUAAAAGGCACCUAUACUUAGAAAAAACCGCCAUGGCCACCGGUUUAAGCUUCUUUAAGCUCUCGUUCCUUCUCAGCCUCCUCUCCGGCGGAUCAGACCUAUUAGCUCCCGAUGCCGAAUCCGGAGUCGCCCAAAUCGGGAAGUUCCCGCCGUCGUGUAACCGAAUCGAAUGCCCGAGCUACGAGCUGGUUCACUCUGGAAAUGGAUACGAAAUUCGCCGGUACAACACCACCGUCUGGGUUUCCACUGAACCGAUUCCAGAUAUCUCUCUCGUUGAUGCUACAAGAACCGCUUUUUUCCAAUUGUUUGCAUACAUUCAGGGGAAGAACGAGUAUCAUCAGAAGAUAGAAAUGACUGCUCCGGUUAUCUCUCAAGUCUCACCAAGCGAUGGUCCCUUCUGUGAAUCUUCCUUCACUGUAUCUUUCUACGUUCCCAAACAGAACCAGCCUGAUCCAGCUCCGGCGGAGAAUCUCCGCAUCCAGAAAUGGAACCCUAGGUACGUGGCCGUGAGACAGUUCAGUGGAUUCGUCUCCGAUGAUAGCAUUGGAGAAGAAGCGGCGGCGCUAGACUCGAGCCUCAAAGGUACGGCUUGGGCUAAUGCAAUAGAGAAAAGCAAAGAAGACGGUGGUGUUGGGUCGGAUUCAGCUUACACGGUGGCUCAGUAUAACUCACCCUUCGAGUUCACGGGUCGGGUCAAUGAGAUUUGGUUACCGUUCGAGCUCGAUGUUUAAGCUUUGUUUAGUGAAACCCUUUUUAUAUACAUUUGAAUAAAAUAAGAGGUUAAUC
Molecule: messenger RNA, 860 nt
Organism: Arabidopsis arenosa
Lineage: Eukaryota; Viridiplantae; Streptophyta; Magnoliopsida; Brassicales; Brassicaceae
Source: the annotation of a GenBank genome assembly